CAAAACCCGAGAAAACCUUUAAUGCUAAGCUGUGGUAGGAAUAUCCAGAAUCCGAUAACCAGAACCCACCCGUAAAAAAUAAUAUGGAGCAAUGAACACCCACCCGCUUAAGAAAACAAAUUCCCGCCAUCUCAAAACACAGAGACAGCAGAUUCCCUCUCAAAUAAUUUGUUUUAAUUUUUCUUUUUUCAUUAUUCAUCUGCAGAAAUCAGGGAAUCAAUUUUCUUUUUGUUCCGUCUCCGGUGGUCGUCGUCGGGAAAACCAAAGAUGCCGCCGUUGCAGAGGGAGGAGGGCGGCCCAGCAUCAGUGCUGAACUGGAGACAUCAUGCCCUAAUUCAAGCACUCCUAUCUCGGGGCCCAAUCAAAGAUAAUCAAUUCCAUUCCUUCUUUUACCAGCUCACCGGCAAAACUCCAGAUCAUAGGUCGUUUAAUGAUUACCUGUUGGACAUAAAUAAGCAGCUAGCUUAUGUCCAACUUGACUUGAGGAAAUGCCUUAAUCAAUACGAUGGGAAGGCUUAUUAUGGCGUGGCAAACAAUUUUGCGGACGAUCAGUCCAAGCUUGGAACUAAGUACACCGUUCCUCAAAUUGCUUUAUACAAGGGAAUUAUUGAAGCUAUUGUUCAAGACUCAAGUGGUGAGGGUAGCAUUUCCAAUACUGAGGCACUUAACGUACAGUUGGAGAACCAGGUUUCAACUGGAAUGGGCUCGCAGUCGCAGAUGCAGUCACCGGGUAAUUUAACUCAAGUCCCUACUGCACUGAAGAACUUCACCAUGUCUCAAAAAGAUAAAACUAUUGAAGAGUUGAUUCGUGACCAAUGGCUUUGUGCAAUAUCUAACGGACAAAGGAUUGGUCUCGGUGUGAGAUCCUUUCUUGAUUUACGGUGCUGGUUCCACAGUAAUGAAGUUCCUACAUGUGAAGUCUGCAAUGAGGCUGCAAUAAAGGUGGAGCUUUGCCAGAAUGAAGGUUGUGAGGUUCGAAUGCAUCCAAGCUGCGUGAAAAAAAAAUUCUCGCAAACUAGGGCCAAAAAAGUUUGUCCACGUUGUGGCGUCCAGUGGCAUGUAGCAGCUGUGAAAAGAGAACACCUAGAAGAAGAAGACAACAAUGAAGAUGACGCCCCUGAGAACUCGUCCCCACCUGUUGAUCCAUCUUCAAGAAAGAGAUCACGGGUUUCCCAACAACAUCAGCAGAAUACUCAAGAGUCAAAGCCCAUUUCUUCCGCAAGUUCUAAUCCUGUUGCCAACACACGGAGAUCAACGAGAAGUUCUGCAAGGCAACAUGCUGCUUAGCCUAUGUACGUCUGUUUGCUUUGGUGCUUACUUGCUCAGAGCCAGUACUCAUCUUUUGAUUGUACAUAGUAUUAGUGUAUUUUGUCGGUAUUAUCAUUAUGAACAUGAUAUCUUCAAUCAUGUCUAGUUUUUGAGUUCCGGUGUGGAUGUUAUUCAUCUUUUCAGACUGUUAUUAGAGAUAGUUUCUUUUGAUGAGGCCUCGUGGCAAAUUGCAGUUAUUGAAUCUUCCUAUCAGAUCAAACUAAUGUGUUGGAGCAGUUUAAAAAAGUGUCGCCGUG
This is a messenger RNA of Oldenlandia corymbosa var. corymbosa, 1565 nucleotides long. The record is from the annotation of a GenBank genome assembly. NCBI's taxonomy places the organism in Eukaryota, Viridiplantae, Streptophyta, Magnoliopsida, Gentianales, Rubiaceae.